GGCACUGGCAGCGACUCAGAUGUUUCCAUAUUACAAAUUUGUCUACGUUUAUGGCGCAGAAGUUUCGAAAGUGGAGGCAGAGUUUUUGGCUUUCCACAAAAAAAACGACAUUGUGCUUUGCCUUUUGAUUGUCCCCUUGAUUGAGUAUUUACUUUUUAGGGCCUUGAUUUAUUGGAUAAUAUUUCAAUUUUUACUUUGAAGGUUGGCGAUUACUAGCGGAAUUUAUGGCUCUAGCGUCCUAGCACUGGAAAGGUGAUAUUUUCCUCCCACCUUUGACAGAAAAGCUGAAAAUGGCCGGACAGCCGCCGCCGUCGGGAAAUUUCCCGCUUCCAUCGGGGAUUCCUCUGCCGCCAUUCUCCAUGCCGCCGCCGGGCAUGCCCCCACGGGGGUUCCCUCCGUUCAUGCGGCCGCCGCCUGUGCUGCCCGCGGGAGGUGUCGCGGCGACCGCGUCCCCCGGCGGAGCUGCCACCCCGCCCGCCGCACCUCCCCCGACCGGCGCUUCCGGACCGGCGCUACCGGCCAAGGCGGACGCGCCCAAGACGUCUUGGACUGAACACCGGGCGCCCGACGGUCGCACCUACUACUACAACUCUGUCACCAAGCAGAGCGCCUGGGAAAAGCCGGAGGAGAUGAAGACGCCGACCGAGCUGCUGCUGGCCAAGUGUCCCUGGCGGGAGUACACAUCGGACAGCGGGAAGCCCUACUACAGUAACGUGGUCACCAAGGAGUCGCGCUGGACAAUCCCUCCGGAGCUGGAGGAGCUGAAGGCGCGCAUCGCCGCUCAGGAGGCGGCGGCCUCGAGUGCGUCUGACGCUGCUGCUCCUGCUGGCGGCGGUGGCGACACCAAGAAGUCGGCUCUGGAGGCGGCGAUGGCGGCCACGCUGGCAGCCAUGGACAUCCCGACCCCUCCAGCAGCUGCGGCUGAGACCAGCGAGUCGCCCGCAGAGGCCGCCUCGCGAAGCACAAGCGGCACUCCUGAGCCGCGCCGCGUGUUCAAAGACAAGCGGGAGGCGAUCGAAGCGUUCAAGGAUCUUUUGCGGGAGAAGGGUGUACCCAGCACAGCCUCCUGGGACCAGGCGCUGAAGCUUAUUCAGGGUGAUAGCCGAUACGAGACCCUGCAGCGACUGAACGAGAAGAAGCAGGCGUUCAACGCGUACAAGACACAGCGCGGCAAGGAGGAGAAGGAGGAGCAGCGGCUGCGCGCCAAGAAGGCCAAGGAGGACCUGGAGGAGUUCCUCCUCAGCGGCGACCGUAUCACCUCCAUGACCAAGUACUACAAGUGCGAGGAGAUGUUCGUCGACAUGGACAUCUGGAAAAACGUGCCGGACCACGAGCGGAGGGACAUCUACGAGGAUGUCGUCUUCACGCUGGCCAAGCGUGAGAAGGAAGAAAUGAAACAGAUGCGUAAGCGGAACAUGAAGGUGCUGUCGGAGAUCCUCGACUCGAUGGCGGACAUCACACACCUGACGACGUGGCAGGAGGCGCAGCAGAUGCUGCUGGACAACCCGCGUUUCGCCGAGGACACGGACCUGCUGGGCAUGGACAAGGAGGACGCGCUGAUUGUGUACGAGGACCACGUGCGCCAGCUGGAGGCCGACGAGCAGGAGGAAAAGGAGGCCGAGAAACGGCGCAAGUCGCGCCUGGAGCGCAAGAAUCGUGACGCGUUCGCCGCCCUGCUGGACGAGCUGCACGACCAGGGCAAGCUGACGUCCAUGUCGCUGUGGGUGGAGCUGUACCCGGUCAUCAGCUCCGACGUGCGGUUCUCCGCCAUGCUGGGACAGUCGGGAUCCACGCCACUCGACCUCUUCAAGUUCUAUGUGGAGGAUCUCAAAUCGCGCUUCCACGAUGAAAAGAAGAUCAUUAAAGAGAUUCUGAAAGAAAAGGACUUCGAAGUUCAGGUGACGACCACAUUCGAGGAGUUCGCCACGGUGGUCUGCGAGGACAAGCGAUCGGGAACGCUGGACGCAGGCAACGUCAAACUCACAUACAACUCGCUGCUCGAGAAGGCGGAGGCUCGCGAGCGGGAGAAAAUCAAAGAAGAGAACCGUAAACUGAAGCGGCUUGAGUCGGCGUUCAAGGGCAUGUUGCGCUCCCUGGAGGUGGAGCACGGCGCGGUAUGGGACGAGGUGCGCCCCAAACUGGAGAACGAGCCCGCGUUCAACGCUGUCGAGCUUGAGUCCGAGCGCGUCCGCAUCUUCAAAGAUUACCAACAGACACUCGAGGAUGCCUGCGGUCACCACCACUCAAAGUCCAAGAAGAAGAAGAACAAGAAGAAGCGCUCGCGGUCGCGCUCGCGCUCUCGGUCCGACUCGGAGGACGAGCGCCGCUCGCGGCGAAGGCGUCGGCGUCGCUCGCGCUCGGCGUCUCGCUCGCGCAGCGGCAGCUCGAGCGACGGCGGCCGGCGGCACGCCAAGAAGAAGUCGAGGCGGCGGCGGCGCAGCCGGUCGAGCAGCGAGAGUGGCGCGUCCGAGUCGGACGGCGGGCGCGGCGACCGGCGGCGGGACCGGCGCAGCCGCGACGGACCCGAGGAGGGCGAGCUGAGCGAGGACGAGCUGGAGAAGAAGCGGAUGGACCUGCUGGAGCAGCUGCGGGAGGAGUGAGCGGCACCGAUAUAAUUUCAUUGUACAAACGUCGGGCUCCAGACAUCAGAAUCACGCCGGCUGUGUGAUUCAUCUCAGAAUUACCCAGCACGUGAGUUAUAUGGAAAUUAAUUUUCCAUCACCUAUAGCUGGCCAUUUUUCGUCAUAUGUAUCAUAUUCGGUUGUGUAAUAAACUCCACUUCAA
Molecule: messenger RNA, 2784 nt
Organism: Amphibalanus amphitrite
Lineage: Eukaryota; Metazoa; Arthropoda; Thecostraca; Balanomorpha; Balanidae
Product: pre-mRNA-processing factor 40 homolog A-like
Exons: 4
Coding region: 291-2600 (769 amino acids)
Biological process (GO): mRNA cis splicing, via spliceosome
Cellular component (GO): U1 snRNP; U2-type prespliceosome
Molecular function (GO): protein binding; RNA binding
Source: RefSeq, a predicted model, not a curated record